This is a messenger RNA of Stylophora pistillata, 2924 nucleotides long. RefSeq names its product dolichyl-diphosphooligosaccharide--protein glycosyltransferase subunit STT3B. Gene Ontology annotation, biological process: post-translational protein modification. The record is from RefSeq and is a predicted model, not a curated record. Gene Ontology annotation, molecular function: dolichyl-diphosphooligosaccharide-protein glycotransferase activity. Gene Ontology annotation, cellular component: membrane. NCBI's taxonomy places the organism in Eukaryota, Metazoa, Cnidaria, Anthozoa, Scleractinia, Pocilloporidae.
UUAGCCUGAAAAACGUGGUACAGCUUCCAAAAUGGAGGUCGAACGGAGCAGCGAAGCGUCUGGCUCAAAAGAAGGGAAAAUUACCUCUGCAGAGGCAAAAACACAGACGAUAGGCUGGCAAUCCUUGCUGACUUUCACCAUCCUUUCUUUAGCAUGGCUGGUGGGUUUUGCGAGCCGACUUUUCGCUGUGAUACGGUUCGAGAGCAUCAUCCACGAGUUCGACCCGUGGUUUAACUAUCGGUCCACACAUCACCUUGUCACCCAUGGAUUUUAUAACUUUUUGAACUGGUUUGAUGAGAGAGCCUGGUAUCCAUUGGGCAGAAUUGUCGGAGGAACAGUUUACCCAGGUUUGAUGUUGACAUCUGCAUCUGUUCACUGGGUUCUGAACACACUUAACAUCACAGUACAUAUCAGAGAUGUGUGUGUCUUUCUGGCACCAAUGUUUAGUGGUCUCACGGCCAUAGCAACGUAUCUCCUGACCAAGGAACUAUGGAAUGAUCGUGCUGGUCUCUUUGCAGCUUGUUUCAUAGCAAUUGAUUGUUUGGUUUCUGCAUGGGGUGGAUAUGUGUUCAUUAUCAAUCUGAUUCCUCUUCAUGUCUUCUUCCUUCUUCUGAUGGGAAGGUUUUCAUUUAGGAUUUAUGUUGUGUUCUUUGUCCCAGGUACAUUUGCACUGCUCCAAGCCUAUGCAUUUUUAGUGUAUAUUAGAAGCAAAGUAUCGUGGACUGAUUUUAAGAACAUCUUUGUGUUUGCUGUGGCGGCUGUAGCAGGCUUGGUGUUCAUUGCUGUCAUUUUUCUCACUUAUGCUGGUUAUGUUGCCCCCUGGAGGGGACGGUUUUACUCUCUGUAUGACACUGGGUACGCCAAGAUUCAUAUUCCAAUCAUUGCCUCUGUUUCUGAGCAUCAGCCAACCACAUGGGUUUCUUUCUUCUUUGAUCUUCAUGUCUUAAUCUGUACUUUUCCUGCUGGUCUCUGGUUUGUGAUCAAGAAUAUUAAUGAUGAAAGAGUUUUUGUUUGCCUGUAUGCUACAACAGCUGUGUACUUUGCUGGUGUGAUGGUUCGCCUCAUGUUAACUUUGACACCAGUGGUGUGCAUCCUGGCAGCCAUUGCCUUCUCUGUCACAUUGGACAACUACCUGGUGGAUGAUCGGCCCCCAGAAAACAAAGAUGCAGAAGCCAGACCAGCUGGUGGAGAGAGUAGCAGUGAAGAAAACGACAAGAAAAAGAAGAAAGAUUUGUAUGACAAGGUGAAUUCUCUGUUUUAUUGCACGGAUUAUUUUGAUGCUGCUGUGCUAGACGCAUUUCCAAGGAAGAGGACAUCUGUACGCAUUCUGGACGCGGGCGCAGGACGAGGUUCAACCGCGUCUUACCUGCGUUCUAUGGGAUACACCAACAUUGAUGCCUUGACGGUAUCUAAAGAGAGACUUGAUCGUGCAGAGGCAAGUGGACUUUACAGAAACCUUCUUUACACUGCUCUGAAAGCAGAAUCCACUUUGUGCGCCACUGGUGCGUUCGAUGCCAUGAUCUGCGCAGAUGGCGUUUUUCCAGACGAAGUGGACCCUGAUGCAAUGGAUGAGAUGUUGCGCCUUGUCAAGCCAGUUGGUAAUUGCUUUUUCCUGCAAAUUGUGGAUGAGAAAUAUUUGGAGCAAGUUUGUUUAGUUGUAAGCGUGGAUGAAGUUCGUCUUUUAAACGCCACUAAGUCUGUCGACCAGCAGACCCUCAUAGUCCCUGGAGAGGUUAAUAGACAGUUUCUCCUUUAUGACAUCAAUGUACCGUUAGGAAAAAAAGGUGACCAGAAAGUGGGAAAGGCCAUGUCAUCCAAUGAAACAUCAGCAUAUAAGAUAAUGAAGAUGUUGGAUGUGGAUUAUGUCUUGGUUAUAUUCGGUGGUGUGAUUGGCUAUUCUGGUGAUGACAUAAACAAGUUCCUUUGGAUGGUCAGAAUUGCUGAAGGCGAGCAUCCUCAAGAAAUCAAGGAGUCAGAUUACUUCACUCCACAAGGCGAGUUCCGGGUGGACUCGGCCGGGUCACCAGUCCUUCUCAACUGUCUCAUGUACAAAAUGUGUUAUUAUCGCUUUGGGGAGAUGCAGCUGGACUUUCGGUCUCCGUCUGGUUUUGACAGGACUCGUAACGUAGAAAUCGGAAAUAAAAACUUCCAUUUAGAACAUUUAGAGGAAGCUUUCACUUCCGAGCAUUGGUUAGUUAGGAUUUACAAGGUUAAAGAUUAUGCAAAUCGAGUCAAGAGCAAAGUACCUUUGAGGACAUCAAAUUUAAAACCCAAAACCAAAUAUAUUCCGAGAAGGAAUAAUAGGAAAGGACACAUCAAAGAUAAAGUUAACGUAAUUCAAGGAAAGAGAGUUCAACGAAAAGGGAAAAAGAAGAACAAAGCCAAGAAAGUUAAAAAAAGCACAUGAGCGGCAAGUGACGACGUCAUGUGAAACAAAACGAACGUUCUCCGCCGCGUGCAAGAAUCAUCGUGUUUAUUCCAUUCGUAGACAAACCUUUAGCGACUCCAGUUUUUCUAGUAGUUGAAAUGUUUUAGUAGUAACUGGUAGUCUCUUCUUCAUGGUCAUUUGUUUAUUUUAGGUUUUUCUGAGAUGAAGGUAGUAUUUGAAUGUGUAACUUAACGUGUUAGGGUUGUUCACAGCUUCAUUUGGCGGCACUGAGAUUUGACUCAAAUUUUACUGGUUCUAAGUAAACACAUAGCUACCUUAACAGGUCAGGAACCCCUCUGACUUAAAUACCUCUGUGUGCUUUACUUUUGGGUGUUUUCCUUCAAGAUUGGCAGCAUAUAAUGCGAAUGUUUUAAUUACUAGUAUUUUUUUUCCAAUUUAAUUGUCCAUCUCAUUUGCUUUUUGGUAAAGAUAAAUUUAUUUUGGAAAUACCCCGUCAAACCAACCGUUGUAAAAUAAAGCGAUCAUUUCAACCGAA